AUGAUCGGUUAUAUAUUCAUCAUCAGCUCUGUGGACUCUUUGAUUCGUUUGUUGAACGGGCCUACUCGUCAGUAUCGACGUAUUAGACGCACGAUUGAUCAGGAAAAACGGUUGGUGAAACGUCGUUUAAUAGCCAACAUAGAUGCCACCCAAGAACAUUCCCGCCACCACUUAGAAGCGGCCAUGUUCGAGGUUGUGGCGAAUACGACCGAGCGGCUUCAGCCGUUAAUGCGUAAUAAUGUGGAAGGCGCACCGUGCACCAAUAGGGAUCUUCCGCACGAGCACAUGCGAUCCGAACACUAUGCGGUACCGAUGGGUUCAACGCACCAGCAUCACUACCAACCGGAAAAAGCGUUUCGUCAGUCCCGAUCGCAUGCUUUUCUUCUCCUCAUAGCCAUGGGAAACUUGUCCAUCGUGUAUUCCGAAUAG
Fasciola hepatica (liver fluke) is the source of this 429-nucleotide messenger RNA. The record is from the annotation of a GenBank genome assembly. NCBI's taxonomy places the organism in Eukaryota, Metazoa, Platyhelminthes, Trematoda, Plagiorchiida, Fasciolidae.